Molecule: messenger RNA, 855 nt
Organism: Trametes versicolor FP-101664 SS1
Lineage: Eukaryota; Fungi; Basidiomycota; Agaricomycetes; Polyporales; Polyporaceae
Exons: 11
Coding region: 1-855 (284 amino acids)
Source: RefSeq, a predicted model, not a curated record
AUGUAUCUCACACGGAGCCAGUCGGACAUCUCCCAAGAUCAGGAACAUGUCGAGCUGAAGAUCUUCCUCGCCUUCCAAUUCACCGGCGCCAUCGGUCUUCUCGCGGUGCUCGUUACCGCGCUGUUUGCACCCAAGGUGUACAGGCACUUCACGUGGCUAAAUUUCUGCAUUACCUGGUUGAUCUACUGCAUAUCGUACACGCUGCUCGCUUUCAGUGGGCAGCAGACGAGGGCAGCAGCGCCCGAUUUCCCGCUAUGCCUCACGCAGGCGUGCUUGAUCUAUGCAGCACCCGUACUUGUCUCGAUGUCCACCUUUUCGCUUGUGCUGCAGCUGUACUUUACGCUCCGCAACGCACUGCGGCCUCCAAAGCAAGCUACUCAGGGCAACUACCUGCGCAACGCCUUCCUGCUGCUCGCACCAUACAUUGCGUGGCUCGGGUUCGCCGUCGCGAUCCUCGUGGUCGGAACCAAGAACCCCCACGCUGUUCAGCGCGCGGGCGGCCUGGUGUACUGCACGAUCAAGACCGCACCUCCAGGAAACGUCACAGCUAUAUGCGUCGCCGUCAUCCUGUUGGUCAUGGUCGGGCUCGACAUCUACAUCGGUACCGUACUGUACAGGAACUGGCGCGCACUGCGCGGGUCCGAUCACCCCGGGGCGAUCCCGUUCUCGCUCAUCGUCCGCGUUUCGAUCUUCAGCUUCUUCUGCAUCGUGGGCAUAGGCUGCGCGUUCGUGUUCCUGUCGAACGUUUCGUUCUUUGCUGGCAAUACUAUCAUUGCUCUCAUGCCUCUGAUCGCCUUCCUCGUGUUCGGCACACAGCGGGACAUUAUUAACGUCUGGAUGUUCUGGCGGCGGUGA